Molecule: messenger RNA, 1448 nt
Organism: Lingula anatina
Lineage: Eukaryota; Metazoa; Brachiopoda; Lingulata; Lingulida; Lingulidae
Product: glycosyltransferase 1 domain-containing protein 1
Molecular function (GO): glycosyltransferase activity
Source: RefSeq, a predicted model, not a curated record
GAAAGGUGAAAGUGCAUAGCAGAGGAGGUUGGAUCAUUUUUGCUAGGACGGAAACCAGUGCAUGGAAUCAAAGAAGAGUGUGUUAUUCUUGUCCCCACUUAAGCCAUACAGUGGAAACCAAACUACCAUUGACAGAAUUAGGCAGUACCUUGAGCCAUUGUACAAUUGCCACACAGAAGACCCUGUUAAUCUCUGUCCACAGAAAACAUUUUCUGAGUUCUUAAAAGUAAAACAAAUAUCUGCAAUACUGGCAGUGCAUGCAUAUCACUCAGGAAUAAUCUUGUUGGACUGCACAGUGCCAUACAUUUUGGUGUUUGGAGGUACAGAUAUCAAUGAAUUUUCCAAAGAUGAAUCAAAAUUUCAGAUUAUGACCCGGGCUGUGCAACAUGCAAAGUUUGCUGUUGCUUUUAAUGACUCCGUGGUAAAUAAAGCCAAAUCAUUAUGGCCUGAUGUUUGCCCCAAAAAGCUUAUUGUGAUACCUCAGGGUGUUUCCACAACCCCUUCCAGUUGUUUCAAUGUCAACCAAUUUCUACAGGAGAACUAUAACAUAAGCUGUGGAGACAGCCCUCUAAGGCUAUUCACUUUGAUUGCUGGGAUAAGACCAGUGAAGGAUGUGACAUUUCUUCUCAAGGAUUUUUCUGCUUGGCAUUUAGAUGAUCACAGUGACUGUUUUUUCCUGAUCAUAGGACCAAUUACGGACAAAUCUUAUCAUAUGCAAGUGGAGUCCAUAAUUGAUAGCUGUAAAGGUGUGCUUCAAAUCCUUGCACUGGAAAAACCAGACUGUCACGCAAUAAUCAGGGAUAGUUUUGCCCUGGUGAAUUCAUCACUUAGUGAGGGUAUGUCAGCAGCUUUAUUGGAGGCAAUGGUCAUGGGUGUCCCAGUUGUUGCCAGAAAUAUACCUGGUAAUGCUGCUGUCAUUCAGCACAGGAAAACAGGGUUUCUGUUCAACACACCUCAGGAAUUUAUAGAGAUUGCACAGGAGUUGCUGCAGGACAGGACUCUGUGCACAGCCAUUGCAACCAGUGCUAAAACUGAGGCAGAAAGGAAAUAUUCUUGUAAGAAGGAAAUGGAAGCUUAUAGAAAACUACUUAAUUCCAUGUAAAGCAAAGCAUCUUUAAUUUUGAUUAUAUAUGAUUCAAAUAUAUUCUGAAUUUUUGAUAAAUAAGGUAAUAAAUGUACAGACACUGUACAAUAUUUUGAUCACUAUUUGCCAAUGCCAUGCUACAUAUCUGUUGUUCACCCUAUACCUGCUUUACCAUAUUUUUUGUUCUUUUUUUAAAUUAAAUGAUUGGCUUUGUUUGGUAAAAUUGCCAGUUCUUUUUAAAAUCAGCAUUAUCAGAUUGUUUUUGUGUAAGUCAUUGAUUUCUUAUAUACAUUUUGGUGACCUUUGCCCCAAUAAGUGCCAGACUAUAUUUCUGUUUUACCUCAAAUUUGCUGAGUGGCUCUGU